CCACACCAUCUAUUUAUAUAUAUGUGCAACAAUCUGCAUACCAAACUAGCACGAAAAAGUACCAGCAAAACUCCCAUCCAUGGCAUUCAUAAGCUCAAAAGAAAUUGUAUUCCGACCGAUUUUCCGAUCUGGCUGUCUCUUUCUAUUAAUCUUUAUUGUGAGUUGUACCCCGCCCAGGGACCCCAUCAAAUGUUCAUCAAAGAAUACAAAUUGCACCAUCACAAACUCCUACGGUAUCUUCCCCGAUCGAAGCGUGUGUGGAGCAGCUGAGGUGGCGUAUCCGUCGACAGAGGAAGAACUCAUUUCAGUGGUAGCAACAGCAACCAGGGAGAGAAGGAAAAUGAAGGUGGCAACACGUUUUUCACACAGCAUCCCCAAGCUAGUUUGUCCCGACGGCCAAGAUGGGCUGCUAAUAAGCACCAAGUACCUCAACCAUAUCUUGAAGAUUGAUGUUGAAGCUAUGACGAUGACUGUGGAGAGCGGCGUGACAUUGAAGCAGCUAAUAAAUGAGGCCGCCGAGGCCGGGCUGGCAUUGCCUUAUGCGCCAUACUGGUGGGGCUUGACAAUUGGUGGCCUAUUGGGCACGGGUGCGCACGGUAGCACAUUGUGGGGCAAGGGGAGCUCGGUCCAUGAUUAUGUUGUGGAAUUUCGGAUUGUUAGUCCAGGAAAGCCCGAGGAUGGGUAUGCGAAGACUCGGAGUCUCAGCGAUGGUGACGAAGCUUUUAAUGCAGCUAAAGUUUCACUUGGAGUUCUUGGAGUUAUUUCACAGGUCACUCUAAAACUACAACCCCUCUUCAAGCGAUCCAUCACCUACUUGACGAAGGAUGAUUCAGACUUGGGAGAUCAAGUGGCAAGUUUUGGAAAUGCACAUGAGUUUGCGGAUAUAACUUGGUACCCUAGCCAACGCAAGGCAGUCUAUCGAAUCGAUGACCGUGUCUCCACAAACACGUCAGGCAAUGGUCUAUAUGAUUUUAUGCCAUUCCGCUCUACACUUUCAGUAGAAUUGGACGCCCUCAGAACCACAGAGGAAUUCCAAGAAUCCAACAGUGAAGCUGAAGGGAAGUGCAUCGGCGCUAAAGCAAUUAUAUAUACACUCACGACUGCUGCCUAUGGUUUAAGUAACGACGGUAUUCUGUUUACCGGCUAUCCUGUUAUUGGAUAUCACAACCGCCUUCAAUCAUCCGGAAGCUGCCUAGAUAGUCAUGAAAAUGCAUUAAUCACAGCGUGUGCAUGGGACCCGAGAGUCAAGGGUGAGUUUUUUCACCAAACAACAUUUAGUAUUGGCUUGUCCAAGGCUAAGAGCUUCAUCCAAGAUGUCCAAAAACUAAUAGAAUUGGAGCCUAAAGCAAUGUGUGGCGUAGAACUUUAUAAUGGAAUCCUCAUGCGCUAUGUUAAGGCUUCGAGUGCUUACUUGGGGAAGCAAGAAGAUGCAGUGGAUUUUGAUAUUACUUAUUAUCGAAGCAAAGACCCCAUGGCUCCUAGGCUUUAUGAAGACGUACUAGAAGAAGUUGAGCAACUCGCGCUUGUCAAGUACGCGGCAUUGCCUCAUUGGGGGAAGAAUCGGAAUCUGGCAUUCAAUGGAGCAAUCAAGAAGUACAAAAAUGCGAGAGGGUUCUUGAAGGUUAAGGAAGCGUAUGAUCCAUUGGGGCUCUUCUCUAGCGAGUGGACAAACCAAAUUCUUGGAUUAAAAAAUGGGGUGACUAUAGCUAAGGAGGGUUGUGCGCUAGAAGGGUUGUGUGUAUGCUCACAAGACAGUCAUUGUUCUCCAAGCAAGGGCUAUUAUUGUAGACCAGGAAAAGUAUACAAAGAUGCAAGGGUUUGUACUCGUUCGACUUCUGGGAAGCAUUCUGAAUUGUAGAAAUAAAUGGAGGCAGCGCCCGGCCAUGAGUUGGAAGCUAUCCAGUCAUUUAGUUUUCUGCAUGAACGUUUUGGACGUUAUUUCCACAUAAUUCAUUACAUGUAAUUCAAUAGCCUUAAAAACAUGUUUUUCAUUUGUGUCAAAACUAACCCACUACAAAAAAAAUAAAAAAAUAAAAAACCCUACUUCGCAGCCAAA
Molecule: messenger RNA, 2056 nt
Organism: Alnus glutinosa
Lineage: Eukaryota; Viridiplantae; Streptophyta; Magnoliopsida; Fagales; Betulaceae
Product: probable L-gulonolactone oxidase 6
Exons: 4
Coding region: 80-1858 (592 amino acids)
Cellular component (GO): membrane
Molecular function (GO): FAD binding; D-arabinono-1,4-lactone oxidase activity
Source: RefSeq, a predicted model, not a curated record